Molecule: messenger RNA, 384 nt
Organism: Fraxinus pennsylvanica
Lineage: Eukaryota; Viridiplantae; Streptophyta; Magnoliopsida; Lamiales; Oleaceae
Source: the annotation of a GenBank genome assembly
AUGUCGGCGAUGAUAGUGACGAGCUUGGGAAACAUAUUGAUGGAUUUAUACACAGAUCGCUGCCCCUUGACCUGCAAAAACUUUCUCAAGCUUUGCAAAUUCCUGUAUGGUGAUCAGGCUCACUUUUUCGGGGAUGAAAUUCAUUUGGAUGUAAAACAUUCAAAGACUGGUACUGUUUCCAUGGCUAGUGCUGGGGAGAAUCUUAAUGCUUCCCAGGUAUUUGGGGAGGUUGUGGAAGAUCCUCACCAACUAGCUGAGUUCAUUCCUGAAGCUUCACCAGAAGGAAAAUCAAAAGAUGAGGAGGAGGUUUCUUCAAAUGUGGUUCUCUUGAUCACGUUGCUAAAGACUGCACUGUGGAUCCCACCAUCAAGCAGCAACAUUUAA